GAGGCGUGUGAGCUCAGUAGUUGUGGCACUCAGGCUUAUUUGCCCUGCGGCAUGUGGGAUCUUAGUUCCCCGACUAGGGAUUGAACCCACGUCCACUGGACCACCAGGGAAGUCCCCUUGGUGCUGCCUUAAAUCUUCUGGUGAGGACUGGUGAAAUUAUUAUUGAGGUCCUACUGAGCAGAGACUGGUAUCUGGCUGAGUAAUGAGACAUCCCCUGGAGAGACCCAUAAGUAUGGAAGAGGAGGGGUUGGAAAUCUGUGGGCAGGACUUUGCAGGAGUUGAGAGCCUGAAUUAUGUAGUUAAUAAGGCCUUGUUUGUAUCCACAGGCUAUCAAGGCCCAGGGAAAUUUGGGUUAGGUUGCUCACCGGUGCAAACCUACAGAGUGGGCAAAAGAAAAUAAUCAUUUUUCCAUCUUUGGUCUUUGUGCCACACUAUUAGAGGCAGUGUUGCUUAUACCCCAGAAUAGUGAAACUACUCUUUUGGUUUUUACUUACAACUCUGUGAAGCAAAACAUGAAUUUGGAAGUGGUAGGGCAGGUGGGCAGAUAAAUCUCAUUGACAUACCAUGCUGGAUUCAGAAUAACUGGACUACUCUAGGACCUGGAAUGUGGGGAAGUAGAAGAGAACAUUUAUGUCACUUUGGGCUUUCCUACUCGAUGGGAAGAACGUGACCUCUCAUUAGACCACUCAGUAAGACUGAGGAAGUAAAAGGACUUUUUAAAUCUCUGGUGGUCACAGGCUCACAUGGCAACAUUGAAGAGAGGAAAGGAGAGAAAAGAAGUCCACAUUUGAGUGCCUACUAUGGAAUGCCAGGCACCAUUAGGCUUUAUAUUAUUGUUUAAUCUUCAUAGGAGCCCUCAGAAGUAGUAUGCAUUGAUCUGUUCAUAUCGUAGGUGAGGAAACAGAAAGGUUCAAUAACUUGUCCAAAGUCAAAGAUAAAGUGAGUAAUGGACCCUAGGAUUUGAUUUCAGAUUUGUCUGACUCUGAAGUCUGGGCUUUUCCUUUCUGAUGGAGGAUGUAGCUUUUUGGGAUUGGUGUGAUUGGUCCUAUUGGCAAAGGGAAACUGAAGCCUUCAGUAAAAAUAAGGGAGAAUCUAAGGCAGUCUUAGAGAGUAAAUAGUCUGUCAAAGGGAAUGACCCUGAGGUAGGUAGAAAGCAGGUGUAAGAUAAGAGACAGAAGAGAGGAUGGUUCGUCUUGAUUAAGCCUAAUUUAUCUCUUGACCACUGAUAGGAAAGGGGGGGGCAAGUUAGUAAGAGGAAAUGAUCCAAUAGCCAAGCUUUCCAGGAUAUUCUCCCAUUUUCCCCUCAGCAGCCACCUCUGGGCAGAGGCUCAGCUUUAGCUUUGUCAUCAAAUUCUGGGCAUAGACAAGGACUUGAUUUAGGAAGGCAGGCUGGCUGUCCAGAGCAGCCUUGUCUCGUGGAAAGGACAUGUGGCUGAGUAGGGGAGUGACCAGCCAGGAGUGAGGUGACCUAUGUUUCAGUGCAGCCCAUGAGGAAGGGAACAGUAGUGGUAGGUGGAGUGAUGCUCAUUUAUUCUUGGAAGAUAAGUAUAGAUUAUUUUCUCAGGGGAGCCUGAGAAGCAUCCUUAAAGAGAGAGUGGGAACUCAGCCAAAAGAACUGACCUAAUUGGAGGUCUCAGCAAGGAUCUGGAGCUGUUUCCUGAUCCCUCGUGUCCAGGACCCUGUGGCCUGUGACUUGUGUUUUUGUGGUUUAGAGAAACAGGAUGGAAAGGCAGAGGUACCAGACCCUUUCUGGGCAUUUAACUUCUUCUGUUGGUCUGACGUGGCACUGGACUUUGUAAGAAACAAGGGGUUCAGCUGUGCAAGUUGAACGUCUUGGAUAUUUAACUCUUCUGGUUUCUCAGGCUCUUUCCGGAACCUCGUGAACUCUACGUUCAUGCUGGUCUUAGGCACUUCAUGUACAAAGAGAACCUUGUUCUUCAGCUUGUUUUGGAUCCAGGGAUCAGUCGAGGCCAAAAGAAUUAAUGUUUCUUGUAGCUGCAUUGAAACAAAGGCCCUGUGGCUGGCUCACUUCAGGCCAGUGCUGGGAGGGGAGGGGGAGCUCUGUCUACAGGCCCUUCUGGUCCCAGGGAAUGAGGUCAAGGGGACAGUGUCUACGGGCGUAUUCCCCUCUCCUCCCCUCUGACAAAGAGCACGUGGCGUGAGGAUAGGUGGGAGAGGCUUGGAGGAAGGGUUGAGAAGAGGUGGGCGGGGAUGCCUUACGCUCUUUUUCACAGACGGGCUCUUUUCCACAUCCAGCAUGUCUAGGACCAGGUGGAACACUUGUGGGCUGCGGAUCCCCAGGACACCCUGGCAGAGGCAGGAUGAGGGCGCCUAAAUAGCCGGCCCCAGGAAGAUGCCCUGUCUACACUCUUCCAUUCUAGUGCCCUUGUAAUGACCCUGUGCCUGGAGAGGAGAUAUGGCUUCGCAGCAGAGCCUAGGAUUUGGCCCUGGCAGUUCCCAGCCCAAGCCACUCACGCCUCCACCAAGUUCAUCAUUGUGGGCUUCAUCUUAAGCUCUUCCACAGUUUCAGCAACAGCCUGCCUCAUAGCCUGAAGAGGGAUUAAGAUCUCUGAGCAACAAGGAAGAGGGGCUUCAGCCAGUGGUUCCCAGUGUGGUGACUGAGAAGAUCAUCGUAAGAGUUCUCGGAAAGGAAAGUACUUUUCUGGAUACCAAAUACGCUGAGUUGGGACACGAGCUGAGGACAGAGCUGAGGGAACCACAGACGACCAACCUCAUCCCCAUCUUUAAAUCCCAGUGAACGAUUCUGCUGUGUGAACGCCUGCCCGUCUGACUCACCACACUGGCGGUCGAGAGGAUCAAGGGAAGUGAUGACAGUGGACGUGCUUAGGAGACCGUCAGGCUCCCAGGCAGGAUUGGGAGGACGGUCCCCUGCCGUUGUGAGAGGGCUUGUGGGAUCUUAGUUCCCUGAACUGGGCCCCAGGCAGUAGAAGUGCAGAGUCCUAACCACUGGACCACCAGGGAAUUCCCUCCCUCACGUUCUCUUGUAGGGAAUAUCCAUCCCACAAAGCUCAGGAUCAGAGAAAGCCCCAGGGCAGGAAGCUAUAGAGUUAUGAGGCAAGAGACCUGCAUGAAGCUUGUGUAAAUCUAAGAAAGUGAUGGCUGAGCAGUGGCUGAGUUAAAGGGCUGUGCGUCCAAAGGCUGUGAAGGCUGAUGGGUUGCCCCUGCCAGCACUGGAGGCCGACACCCCUUUGGACCGCGGGGAAGAUUUGAACCACAGAAGCCUUUAGGUGAGAGAAAAGCACCCUUCUUUCUUCUGGAAGCUCUGCCCUCCUUCUCUGAGGGAACUUCUCUGCCCAUGCAGCUGUUAGUCCCACGGGGCUCUUGUCAGUCCUUUGUCUCAGGACAUUUAAUGUGGGCUUUCUGUCACACGGGACUAAAAGUAAAGGAGCUUCCAUCCCCCACUCCUGGACUCCUUCUUGUGUCCUGCUCAGGGUUCUGACCUGCCCGACUUCACUUCUAAGCUCCUGACCUGUCAGAGGCCCAAAUGAAACCACACAAAUUCUUGACGUGUCCAGCACAGUUUUGAUGGAAUGGCCCUUUGCACUUCCUGCAAGGCUCUGCUACCAAAUAGACCCUAAGGCCUGCAGCCCCCUGGCUUCUUGGGGCCCUGGAGGGCUGGGAGUCAGCGCAAAGUUUUGGAAGAGAACAGAAUCCAGCACAAGAUAAAAAUUUGCAGAACAAAGAAUAACGUUUGUCCUGUUGACGGUUUACCUGACCUAUGUGGACAGUCGCAAGAACAAAGGAUUUCAACCCCCGGAAGUUGGCAACAACCAACCACACCCCCUCCCCUUUUACUAAAAAAGAAGCCUGAAUUCUAACUUAGGUAAGAUGGUUCUUUGAGACAUUAGUCCACCAUCUUCUUGGUCUGCUGGAUUUCCAAAUAAAGUCACUAUUCCUUGCCCCAACACCUCAUCUCUAGAUUUAUUGGUCUGUCGUGUGGCGAGCAGUACAAGCUUGGACUCGGUAACAGUAGGAGGGGCCUCGGGCAUCUGCUUUUCCUGCACCCUGAGCUGGGAUGCCCCAAUUGCUUUGGGGCAGAGGACAGAAGUCUUAAAAGAGCUUGGCACAAACUGUGUGGGAUUUUUUGAGAGAUGGAAGAGAGAGAGUAUGGUCAGGUCAGCCACUGGUUCUGCCCUGAGAAGGGUGGUAUGAGGCUGAGCUGUGUCCACUAGGACACUGAGACCUGCUUCUCUGUCCCUGGGAAUGUUGGGGAAAGGAAGGAGGAGGAGGUGGCAAGACCCUGGAGGGGGUAUGGCCUGGCCCCUUUUCUGGAUGCCUCUUCCUCCUCCUCUUUUAAUUUAUUCUUUUCCUCCUCUGCUAACUCCUCUUUCUUUCAGACCCUCCCCAAGGCUGGACUAUGCCCAGGAUGGGCCACAACAGGGCAAGACUGUCCUCCCUGCAAAAGGGAUGGGUCACCACCAUUUCCCAGUCCUCGAGAUCUCAGGAAGAUGCUGGGACAGGAAGGGGAGAUCUGUCUGUAUGCAGCAGAGCCUUGAUCAUGAAGCAGGAAAACUAGAUUUGCCCUUGUUUCUGCUUCUGAAGGCUGUGUGACCCCAGACAGGACACUUACCUUUUCUGGGCCUCUUCCUUGAAACUGCAAAUAAUACCAGAUGGGGCAUUGUAUUGGGAUAUGGGUUCAUGUCUGUUGACAUAGCUGAUUGCUAAAAUUCGCAACCUUUGGGCAAUACAGGCAGAUGAUAUUAUUGUUAUUGUUGUUGUUUUUGUUAUUAUUCUGUUACAGAUGAAGAACCUGAGACUCAGGAAGCCUAAUGACUCACAGAAGGUCACCAGCUGGUCAGCAGCAGAGCUUCUAGACUGGAAGCUCCCUGAGGGCAGAGGCUGUGUUUCUGUCACACUGUAUCCCAGCAUGUUGAGAGAUAGGUGGCACAGAGCGGGGUCUCAAAAAAUCAUUGAGCACGUUUAAGUAAAUGGAUGAUUGAUGAAUGAAUGUGCCAGGUUGAAACCUAAGUUUGUCUGAUUCUAAAGCCUAUGAUUGUUCUAUUAUGUCUUAUCUAUAUGAUAAUAAUUAUUUUAGCAAUAGUUAUUAUUAAUUCCUUACUAUGGGCAGGGCUGGAACUUGGGAAUGGUUAGUGAGGUACUGACCUUGAGCACAAAAUUUAAGGGGGCACCAAAAAAAAAAAACCUCAGUAAUCAACAUAAAUAACAUUUUAAUAAAAUGUCAAAAUUUUAAAUAAAGACAGGAUCAGUAACAGUACUAUGCCAAGCCAUAUUGGAGCCUGAGGCAAAAGGAAAAAUCAGCGUGAGCUUUCGAUUGGGCAACCUCCUUCCUCUCCCCAAAGACAUGUCAAAAGAGUAAAUACUACUCAUACCGGCAUGAUACCACCUUGAUACAGAUUCACAAAGAAGGCCUUACUACCGCUGUGGAACAGAUGCGGAAGCUGAGGGUCAGCAAGGCUAAACGAGGCACAGAAGGUCACAAGCUGACCAAUGCGGAGCUUCCAGACUGAGGCGUCCUACGAACAGAUGUGUCUGCUUCUGCCCACUGCUGCAUUCCAGGAUGUUGCCUGAGCCUCAGAGUUCCUAUAAAGAAGGGCUCCCAACUCAGUAUCAGCACAGAGCACAGAAGGGUUCUGAAGCUUCUGGGUUCUGCAGUCCGAGCUCCAGGCAAGUCUCUCCUCAACCAAGACCAUGAAGCUCUGCCUGACUGUCCUCUCCUUCCUCGUGCUCUCAGCUGCUUUCUGCUCUCCGGCUCUCUCAGCACCAAUGGGCUCAGACCCUCCCACUGCCUGCUGCUUCUCUUACACCCUGCGGAAGCUUCCUCGCCACUUUGUGAUCGAUUAUUACGAGACCAGCAGUCUCUGCUCCCAGCCAGCUGUCGUAUUCCAAACCAAAAAGGGCAGGCAGGUGUGCGCCAACCCCAGUGAUCCCUGGGUCCAGGAGUACAUGGAUGACCUUGAACUGAACUGAGCUGCUCUGAGGCCGGGGCAAGUGUUCUGCAGGAAAGAUCACCUGAGCCCGACGCACCCUCUCCACACUCACGACCCCUCCCGGUCGUCCCUGUUCCUUCUCUUAAUUUAAUCUUUAUUACGUACUAUGUUAUUAUUGUAUUUGGUGUUGUUUCCCACUAUUUAUGUUUGUUUUGCCAAAGGACAUGUGUCCCCCAUGGGGAUGGUCCACCAUCACUGUUUCUCUGCUAUUGCGGAUACAUGGAUAAUG
Globicephala melas (long-finned pilot whale) is the source of this 6198-nucleotide messenger RNA. RefSeq names its product C-C motif chemokine 4. The record is from RefSeq and is a predicted model, not a curated record. Gene Ontology annotation, cellular component: extracellular region. NCBI's taxonomy places the organism in Eukaryota, Metazoa, Chordata, Mammalia, Artiodactyla, Delphinidae. Gene Ontology annotation, biological process: immune response. Gene Ontology annotation, molecular function: chemokine activity.